Messenger RNA from Arachis stenosperma, 1575 nucleotides. RefSeq names its product DUF21 domain-containing protein At1g47330-like. Bases 14 to 1435 code for a protein of 473 amino acids. Lineage: Eukaryota; Viridiplantae; Streptophyta; Magnoliopsida; Fabales; Fabaceae. Gene Ontology annotation, biological process: magnesium ion homeostasis. Gene Ontology annotation, cellular component: intracellular membrane-bounded organelle. The transcript is spliced from 12 exons. The record is from RefSeq and is a predicted model, not a curated record.
CCAUCUUCCAACCAUGAUCACAUUGAAAGAUCAUGAUAAUAUCAAAUAUAAUGAAAUUGAAUUCUGGAUGUAUGUUAUUUCAUGUGUGGUGCUUGUGAUCCUUGCAGGUGUCACAUCGGGCCUAGCACUAGGAUUGUUAUCAUUCAGCCAAGUUGAUCUUGAGGUUCUCAUUAAGGCUGGCCGUCCUAAAGACAAAAAGAAUGCAGAAAGGAUUCUACCAGUUGUAAAGAAUGGACAUUUUGUAUUGUGUACCCUCCUUUUAGGUAAAUCACUGGCCAUGGAGGCACUGCCAAUCUUCAUGGAUACAAUCAUGCCGCCUUGGCUUUCUAUUACUAUAUCAACUCCCCUGGUCACAUUAUUUGCAGAGAUUGUGCCUCAAGCUGUAUAUUCUCGAUACGGACUAACCUUAGGAGCACAAAUGGCACCCUUUGUUCAACUGCUUCUUCUGAUCUUCUUCCCUAUAUCCUAUCCAGCUAGUAAGAUCCUGGAUUGGGCUCUAGGGAAGGAGCAUUCAGUCCUGUUGAGAAGAUCUGAGUUAAAAACAUUUGUGGACUUGCAUGCAGACAUGGCAGGAAAAGGUGGAGAGUUGUCCUGUCAUGAAGCAUCUAUAAUCACAGGUGCCAUGGAUUUGACUGAUAAGACUGCCAAAGAUGCAAUGACACCAAUAUCUGAAACUUUUUCUCUUGAUAUAAAUUCCAAACUGGACAUGAAUACAAUGACAUUGAUCAUGAACAAAGGGCAUAGUCGUGUACCUCUAUACUCUGGAUACCCAAGUAAUAUCAUUGGCCUUAUAUUGGUUAAGAAUUUAAUGUUCUGUCGUCCAGAAGAUGAAACCCCAAUCAAGAAUCUGAUUAUCAGAAAAAUUCCCAGGGUUUAUGAAAAUUGGCCACUGUAUGAGAUACUGAACCAAUUCCAAAAGGGUCACAGCCAUAUGGCCAUUGUUUUGAAAUGUGAGAAUGACUCAGAGAACAACAAUGCUGCAGCCCAUGCUGCCGGUGCGCCUACAUUUCUCAACACACUCACUAAUAAAACAUCAAAUGCAGCACAAAAUACUAAAGAAUCUGAUUCUUCCUUUGAUCUGGAAAAGAGUCAGAUAGUUUGUAUCUAUGAGUCCAGCGAUACAGAAUUUAAUAGUCCAAGUCCAGCAUUUCAGAAGAUGAUGAUGGAAGCAGGCAAUGAACAACGUCAACAUUCCAAAAAGUGGGAGGAAGAGAGUGGUUAUACGAUGUCGCAAGAAGAAAUACAAGUUCUUCCAACUGUUUUGGAUGAAGAAGUGAUAGGAAUCAUCACAAUGGAGGAUGUUAUGGAGGAACUGUUGCAGGGGGACAUACUGGAUGAAACUGAUGAAUAUGUUCAUGUUCAAAAGAACAUCAGGAUUAACUUGCUGACUCCACGAAGAUCAUCCAGGAAAGGAUCCGAGUCUAGUCUUCAUUGAACAACUUAAGGGUGAUAUUUACCUUUGAUUUGUCUCAAACACUUGGUAGUUGGUAGACUUGGUUUUCAUAAGAUCAUUCUUGUAUUCUUUUCGCCUUAAUUGUUGUUGUUAUUAGCUUAUUAUAAUCUCCACCUUAAAUA